This is a messenger RNA of Penicillium verrucosum, 1521 nucleotides long. Its product is annotated as alpha-L-arabinofuranosidase B. The transcript has a single exon. Bases 1 to 1521 code for a protein of 506 amino acids. Gene Ontology annotation, molecular function: alpha-L-arabinofuranosidase activity. The record is from RefSeq and is a predicted model, not a curated record. Lineage: Eukaryota; Fungi; Ascomycota; Eurotiomycetes; Eurotiales; Aspergillaceae. Gene Ontology annotation, biological process: pectin catabolic process; L-arabinose metabolic process; arabinan metabolic process.
AUGUUCUCACGACGAAGCUUCGAACGCUUCUGCGCACUGGUUCUAAGCCUUGCUGCCACUGGCACGCUUGUUGAAGCUGGGCCCUGUGAUAUUUAUGCCUCCGGGAACACACCUUGUAUCGCCGCACAUAGCACCACGCGUGCCCUAUACAGCGCCUAUACCGGUGCACUCUACCAGGUCAAACGUGGCUCCGAUGAUACCACGACCGAUAUCUCGCCACUUUCCGCUGGUGGUGUUGCAAAUGCCGCUGCCCAGGACAAAUUCUGUUCAAGCACAACUUGCUUAAUUACCAUCAUUUAUGACCAGUCUGGCCGCGGUAAUCACCUCAAACAGGCUCCGCCUGGCGGAUUCAAAGGCCCCGAAGCUAAUGGCUACGAUAACCUGGCCAGCGCGAUUGGCGCCCCGGUCACACUGAACGGCCGGAAAGCAUACGGUGUCUUCAUGUCUCCCGGCACCGGCUACAGCAACAAUGCCGCCAGCGGCACAGCUACAGGGGAUGAAGCAGAGGGCAUGUACGCAGUGCUUGAUGGAACCCACUACAACGGUGCCUGCUGCUUUGACUACGGCAAUGCCGAGGUCAGCAGUACCGACACGGGAAACGGCCACAUGGAGGCCAUCUACUACGGUGACAACACCGGCUGGGGCUCCGGCGCUGGGAGUGGUCCUUGGCUCAUGGCCGACCUGGAGAAUGGCCUGUUCUCUGGCUCCAGUCCAGCCAACAAUGCCGGCGACCCGUCAUUGUCCUACCGUUUUGUCAAUACGGUUCUCAAGGGAGGGCCAAACAAGUGGGCCAUCCGUGCUGGCAAUGCCGCGUCCGGCUCUCUAUCAACAUACUACAAUGGUGCGCGUCCAAGCGCGUCUGGAUACAACCCGAUGAGUAAAGAAGGUGCCAUUAUCCUUGGCAUCGGCGGUGAUAACAGCAACGGCGCCCAAGGCACCUUCUACGAGGGCGUAAUGACCUCCGGCUACCCGACCGAUGCCACCGAGAACUCAGUGCAGGCUAAUAUAGUGGCGGCCAAGUAUGCCACCGCGUCGCUGACUAGCGGGACCGCGCUCACCGUCGGUUCGUCAAUCUCGCUGCGGGCUACCACGUCCGGCUACACGACGCGCUACAUCGCACACACCGACUCGACUGUCAAUACCCAGGUUGUCUCGUCAUCCAGCACCACCGCUCUCAAAAAGCAAGCUAGCUGGACGGUUCGCGCUGGUCUUGCCAACAGCGUUUGCUUCUCGUUCGAGUCCGUCGAUACCCCGGGAAGCUUCAUCCGGCACGCUGACUUCUCGCUCGUGCUUGCUGCCAACGACGGCACCAAGUUGCUCCAUGAAGAUGCUACAUUCUGCCCACAGACCGGCGUAAGUGGUCAGGGAAGCUCGAUUCGUUCCUGGAGCUAUCCCACUCGCUACUUCCGCCACUACGAGAAUACGCUUUACAUUGCGAGCAACGGUGGUGUCCACGAGUUCGACUCCGCUACUUCUUUCAAUGAUGAUGUGAGCUGGGUGAUCAGCACGGGCUUUGCUUGA